This is a messenger RNA of Penicillium cataractarum, 4755 nucleotides long. RefSeq lists its product as uncharacterized. The coding region runs from base 1 to 4755 and encodes 1584 amino acids. The record is from RefSeq and is a predicted model, not a curated record. The transcript is spliced from 3 exons. NCBI's taxonomy places the organism in Eukaryota, Fungi, Ascomycota, Eurotiomycetes, Eurotiales, Aspergillaceae.
AUGGGGGUCGACACCCGCAGACCCGUCCUCCCCGCUCCCACAGAAUCCCUCGUCGAUACAACGGGCGGCAGCACUACGGGCACAGAUCUGGCAACUGACCUUUCUCGCCGCACAGACAAGACGUCGUACUCAAUCCCGGACGACGGUAGCCCCAUCACUGUCUCCACCCGGCGCCAUCGGGACCGGGACGACAAACUGUCGCGCUCACACAGAGACUCGCAAACCUCCCUGCUCAUCGAAUAUUUCGAAGGCGGGAAGGAAACCGGUGGCGUCGUCUCUAGGCCUAGCGUACGCGUUCGAGUUACCCCAUCCGGGGCCCGCAAGUUCAAGGAUAAGGACCGUAUCCAGAUCACCGAGUCCGGCAGUCGCAAGCCCUCAUACACCCGGCGCAUCUCUCUUACCUCGCCCGGUUCCAAGUCCAAGCAAGUCUCCGAGUCUAUCUUGGAUGAGCAGAGCCUCAGCGAAAGCAACUCGGCUGACGAGGAGAGUCCAACUGCGUCGAGACGCCCACCCGUGGAGAUUGAACUGCUAAAUCGCGACCACGGGAGUGAGCUUUCCACUGUCUCGCGCGAUACCAGAUUCGUGCUCCCAUCUUCCGACAUCUCGUCUAUGCCCGCCGACAGUAUGCUUGACGCUACUUCCUCGGCCGGUCCCCGGCGCAAGCGCAGUCAAAGUCUCGAGCGAGGUUCUAGUCGCGAUGACAAGGAUCUAUUGAAGACACCGUCUCGACAGCGCAGUCGCAGCCUUAGCAAGGAGCGCAUUGCUCACCGGGUGGCCGAGAAACUGAGUGGGUCGCCGCACGAAGUGUCUAGCGGCAAACACAGACACAAGCACAGGAGUAAAAGCUCCCGUAAGGAUUAUUUGGAGGCUGAGCCCAAAUUAUCCCGUCGGAAGCUCCAGGAGGACGAUAUCAUUCCCAGUGCCGAAUCCAGCUUGCUGAGCACCUCCGCCGUCUCAUCCAACCGCAAGUCUGGUGAUCAAUAUUCCAUUCGAUCGGGCGCCUCAAAAUCCUCGAUCAACAACCCGAAACUGUUGGAGACGGUAGAAGAUGCCAUUCGUCGAUUGAUUCUGCCUGAACUCAAAGAGCUCAAGAAAGACCAAAAGGUCAUGAAGAACACCAACAAGUUUGAGCGAGACCGCGAGCGCGAUAUGAUGACGAAUUACUCAUCAACCAGCUCUCGAGAUGAGCUAGGUCGACGAUUGUCCAAGCACUCGAGUGCACCCGACAUCAUCAAGCCAAGAGUCCUUUUGACCAAGGAUAGCAAGGAUGAGGGUAUUGUUUUGGCCGAGUCCGGUCCGCGAUCCAAGGACAUUCCCAAGACACGCAAAUCCAGCAAGAGUAGCGAGACUUCUGACAAUGCCUGGGUGAAGUGGGGUCGACCGGAGCUCACUGAGCAAGACAAGCUUCGCCGACAGAAGAGCAAAGGCCUUCGAGACGCCCAGGCAGCCGGACGCGUGGGCUCCGCUCUCACCGCGGCGUCUCUCAAACAUCACGAUUCCCAGUCUAGCCUUGGCCAAUCCGAGCGAAGGGACAGUGACUCUCGCAAGAGCGUUGAGAAUUUCAACGUCAAUGAGACCGAACUGGUUUUCAAGAAGCACAAUGUCCCCCGCAUGCCCAUGCAUAGCGAGAUUGAUUCUGAGCUGACCAGGGCCUCUCUGCUGUCUGAACGCACUGAAAGCCCUGGCCCGAACCAGAAUAUCUUCCAUGGUGAGGUGCUUCACGGAUCUCCACGACAGCUUGCUUCUCCCGCUUCACGGACGCCCACGCGAACGCCCUUAGAUGCAGGACAUGAACUUGGGAUGCGCCAUGGCAACCAGUCCCAACGCGAUCUAUCUGUCCAUAGCGCCUCCGACCGCGACCUACGCGCUAAGAGUCAGUCGCCUGGCACCGACCAUGGAGACUGGGCGAUUGCCGCUGCUGCUGCCGCCAACCUGCUUGAUGCUGCCCACCCCACUCAUGAGGAUCGGUAUGAGGCUGGCCGAGCUUUGAGUCCUAUUCAGAGCGUGGCGAGUGAUCAAACUGAGACCCACGGCCAGCAUCAAACCCAGCACCACCCCGGAGUUGAACAUGAGAUGGAACCCCGCCUCUCGAUUGAUUCUUUGUCUUCUGCGCCAAGCACCAAUCUAGCCCGAUCUACUCGAAAUGGCGUCAGCCCCCACAGCCAGCAGGGUGAAUACCAGCAUGACCAGGAUGGUCCAGAGCUUGGAUAUGAGCAGUCGCGACACGCUUCCGAGGAAGAUCUGUACGGAAACGAUGAAGAAUCACGACGCUCGCUGGGAUAUGAUGACAGCGAAGUCGAUUUCAUGGAUAGGGUCAAGGAGGGCCAGCAUGUGGCGCAUGGCGCGGCUGCCAAUCCCCAAUUCAUUCACCCUGUGGGUGUCGAGUCUGCUGUCGCUUCCUUGAUGGAUCCCUCCGUUCUCGAGUCCCAGUCAUCCGGUCACUCUGGCAAUCGCUCUCAGACAGAAUUUGAGCGUGCUGGUAGCCGAAGCCCCGAGAAGCGCGGCAGCCCUCUGAAGCAAGUCCAAGAGGCACCUAGUCUCGACGAGACCUCUUUCCCUAGACGAAUGGGUGUCACGUCACCGCCUCAGAGUGUCACUCAGUCUAUCGAAGAGCUCGAGGAAGCUGGCAUGGCCGCCGCUGCUGCACGUGGCCUCGACAGCUCCUUUGCUGAUGCCGAGGCGCGCAGUCAAGAGUCCGAGUCGGAGAUCAAUACCAACCCUUCCAUCAUUCAAGGUCCCAUUGGUGGCGUCGCUCCAGUGGAUCAGGAUCACUGGGGUGCCGCACCGGUCUCUUACUACGACUCUCCAGCUGCUCAAGCCGGUGGUGCCAAAGAUCUUGCCCAAGGCCAGCACAGAUUCGAUGCCGAGUACCACGAGACUGCCCGAAACAUCUUUGGUGGGGACGACUACUACGUUGAGCAGCAUGACGGCCAGCUGUUUGGCACGCCUCCUGGUGCCAAGGAUGAAGGCUACGUCUCGGCUGCAAACCCCAUGUCCCCCAGCAUCGGUACUCCCAAGCAAGCGAGCCGCGGCCUGGGUGCCGACGUUGCUGGUGUUGGUGCUUUUGACAACUCUGCCGAGGCGGAUGAUCCGUUUGCUUCAAAUCAUCAGCGCCACUUCAGUGGAUACUCUCAUGGUGUGGCGUCACCGCUGUAUGACAGUGCUACUGGACGUGGAAUUGAGAGGAUUCAGUCCAAGGAUAUCGUCGCUCUGAUGGAUCAUCUCACGGUUCGCGAUGCUCAACGUAACGCCAGAGAUACCGAGAUCCUGGUCACCUUGGUCCGAAGCGCUGCUGAAAUGCGCACCUCGUUUGAAGAGAUGAAGAAAUUCAUCGCUCAGCAGGAUGAAAUGCUUCAAGAUUCCAGUGACAAGCAGCAUAGCCAAACCCUCCGGGCUCUUGGUGGACCUCGACCUCUGCCCCCAAGUGGCUCUCGAAGCCGCCAAUUGAACAUGGAGGAUGAGGAAGAUCUCCAGUCCAAGCGGAAGAACAUCUUCAAGCGUGCUCUGAAGGGCUUGAGCCUGAAGUCUGGUAAUGACCUUGCCAAGAUUGAGGGUAUGCUGGAGCAGUUGCUUGAUGAGGUUGAGGCCCUGCGUGAAGGGCAAGGUUUCACCAGUCCUCGCAACGGUACUCGAGGAGCCAGCGUUGACCCGAUCGAGCACGAUACAAAUGAUGCUCCUUUGGGCAGCCGCUCUCCUUACUUGGGCAGCCCUCGUCCUGCCACUGCGGAGAAGCGUGUCGACACUGUCCCUGAAGAGGAUGACGACGACAUGGAGAUCGAUGAAGAUGAUCCUUAUGUGACUGCUCAUCUUCCUAUUCAAGAGCCUGCCCGCCACGAGCGAGCUGGGUCCAUGCCUCUUGCUACACCUCCUCGCAAACCUGUGGCAACGGGAGCUCGCAGCACGGAGACGACCCCCAAGAACUCCGCCGAGAAGGCCCGCAAGCACAAGUCCAGCAGCUCGUCAAUCUUCCCCAAGUUCUCACGCUGGUCCAAGACGACUGCCUCGUCGAUGGGUGAUAACAUCCGCAAUAGCAUCCAGCCCAACCGCAAGGAGCGCCCUUACUCUGAAGUGUCCCGCUCUGGUUCAGACCUCGCCCAGGAUACAUACAAGACGGGCAACUACUAUGAUCCCGAGGGCGAUGACCGAAUCCGGUCCACCUACGCACUUGAACAAGGGCAAGAGGAGAACCGACCCCCAUCCCCGCUGGUUCCCUCCCAGGUUUCUGAAGCACCCAAGUACCGCGCCCACCGCGGUAGUCUAGAUCUGCAGCACCCUCAGCCUCGCCAGGGUCCCACCGGCCGGUAUCAAAACCAGCUCGAGAGCCAGGCGCAGAGCUACACCACUCCCACCUCCCCCAACUCUGAACAAUGGGGAUCCAAUCCCAGCCUUCCACCCGUGAACCCCAACCAAAAUCGCUUCAGCGCAGGAAGCCGUCUCUCUCCUAUCUCUGAUGCGGGCUAUUCGGAGACCAGCUCCCGUACUCCAGGGCCGCCCCGCCCUCCCAAGGUCAAGGAUACUGGACCUCUCGUCCCCGAGCGGCCACCCAAGGUUCCCGAGGAAGAGGAUGAGGCGCAAGCACAAAGCUCCAGCGGCGAUCGCGUUGCUUCAAGGAGCUCUGCCAUUCGCUCUCCACCAACCCGCAAACCAACGGGACCCCGACCUCUGACGUCCGGCGGUGCCUACAGCCCUAGCAACAUCCAGCGUACGCGCUACCGCGGCAGUCCGAUGCAGAUCGACUAUGACGAUAAUUAUUGA